Molecule: messenger RNA, 971 nt
Organism: Trichoplusia ni (cabbage looper)
Lineage: Eukaryota; Metazoa; Arthropoda; Insecta; Lepidoptera; Noctuidae
Gene: Sod2
Product: superoxide dismutase [Mn], mitochondrial
Exons: 5
Coding region: 192-833 (213 amino acids)
Biological process (GO): superoxide metabolic process
Cellular component (GO): mitochondrion
Molecular function (GO): superoxide dismutase activity; metal ion binding
Source: RefSeq, a predicted model, not a curated record
UUCAAGAACAUAUGAUUCUGUGUUAUCACUGCAUAUUAUCUGUAUUUUGAUAUGAUGACAUUUGUGACAGACCUGACAGAAGAUUUGCGAUUUGUUGCAUAAUUCCGCUUUUCGAUAAAUUUAUCAGGCAAUUGUUUGCCGGUAUCUUAUAAAAUUUUAACUUGGCAUUUGGGUAUCGAUUGCUUUUAAAAAUGUUUGCUACACGCAGGAUUGGAACCGUUAUUGUGGGAGCCGCACGUCAGAAGCACACUCUUCCAGAGCUGCCGUAUGAAUACAGUGCCUUGGAGCCGGUGGUCAGCCGGGAGAUCAUGAGCUUGCACCACAGCAAGCACCAUGCUACCUACAUCAACAACUUGAAUGCCGCCGAGGAGAAACUGGCUCAAGCUCAGACUAAAGGUGACAUCAGCACAGUCAUCAGUCUGGCACCAGCCCUCAGGUUCAAUGGAGGUGGUCACAUCAACCACACCAUUUUCUGGCAGAACCUCUCACCAAACGGUGGGAAACCAUCCGCCAAACUCACCCAGGCUGUUGAAAAGGACUUUGGUUCAUGGGACAAUAUGAAGAACCAGCUGGCGGCGUCGUCAGUCGCCGUGCAGGGCUCCGGCUGGGGCUGGCUCGGUUACAACAAACAGACCAAGAAGCUGCAGAUUGCCACUUGCCAGAACCAGGACCCGCUCCAAGCUACCACUGGUCUGAUUCCCCUGUUCGGCAUUGACGUUUGGGAGCACGCCUACUACCUGCAAUACAAAAACGUACGAGCUGACUACGUGAAGGCCAUAUUCGAUGUCGCCAACUGGAAUGAUGUCUCUUCGAGAUACGAGAAGGCUCUGUAGAGUGUAGAAAUUGAAUAUCUGAUUCUGGCUGAGGUCAUAUAGAUGUAAAGCUUUAAAUUAUGUUCUCACUUGGUGAAACCCUGCAUUGUUAGAUGUAUGUAUUGCUAAAAUAAGUUUUAAAAAUAUUUUCCAAAGUAA